AUGGUACUUGCCCCUGUGCAUUCACUACAAACCAUUUCCAGUAUGUUGAAUCAGGAGAGUCAGCAUUAUAGGAUAUGCCUGGAAAGCCGAAACUGAGACAGUCAAAAUGCAAUUCCGCAACAUGGCCGAAGACCUCAAGAGAAAGCACACCGAAGAGCACCCGGACUACCACUACACACCACGCAAACCAUCCGAGAAGAAGCGACGCGCUCCCUCUCGCCAACACGCCAAACCAGCCCAGCAACUGCCCACCCCGUCAGACACCACGUCCUCCACACCAGGCAUCCACGAUGCAGCCAUCCCAACAACCACCAGCCCGCCCACAGCCGCAGUGGCGAGUCCCAGCGAGAGCCCGACCGGCCUGGAGACGCUCGACUUCGACACCGACAUCUUCGGACAGCUCGUGCAGCAGGUGCAGGGAGAAUUCAACUUUGGAGAGAGUGCCUUUGCGUUUGGGGUGCCUUCUGGUGAGCCGUUUGAGUUCUCGGACUACGUGACGGAUUGUUAUUAGGGUUGAUAUGGAUGAGAUUGAUGCGAUGGAUGGACGGGGGCGUAUCUGGGAUGAUUCGAUCGAUCGAGUUGUUGUCUUCUUUUGUUUUUUUGCUCUGCCUUUAUUUCUUUAUUUCCUUUAAUGCUGUACUUUAAUUCAU
Messenger RNA from Aspergillus campestris IBT 28561, 650 nucleotides. RefSeq lists its product as uncharacterized. The transcript has a single exon. Bases 107 to 511 code for a protein of 134 amino acids. NCBI's taxonomy places the organism in Eukaryota, Fungi, Ascomycota, Eurotiomycetes, Eurotiales, Aspergillaceae. The record is from RefSeq and is a predicted model, not a curated record.